This is a messenger RNA of Thrips palmi, 7921 nucleotides long. Its product is annotated as myocardin-related transcription factor B-like. The record is from RefSeq and is a predicted model, not a curated record. Lineage: Eukaryota; Metazoa; Arthropoda; Insecta; Thysanoptera; Thripidae. The transcript has 17 exons. The coding region runs from base 189 to 4571 and encodes 1460 amino acids.
AAGCAGACGAGUCGCCGCCACCGAAACGCUGCAAGCUUUGUCAAGAGUCGGGCCACUCUGUAGAGGAGGGCCAGGGCCCCGCGUCGUGGCGCAUCCCUCUGGACCAGGACCUGCUGGACACGCUAGCGGCCAUCUACCCGGACUGGUUCAAGGAGAGGCCCGAGCGGCUGCCCGAGCGGCCGGUCGUCAUGGCUGAGGCGCGGCCGAACCCAGCCGGGCCCAACCCCCCAGGGCCCAGCCUGCCCGGGCCCAGCCCCAGCGCCCCCGAGCCCAGCCCCGAGGUCAGCCCGCAGCGAAGCCCCAAGGCCGAGGUGGACGUGACGCCGCUGCACAAGGCCAUGGACCGCAACAAGGAGUCUUUGAAAGUAAAACUCAUGCUGAGAAGGCCUUACACGCAACUGGUGGCUCAAGGAAUAAUGCCUCCCCUCAAAACGCCACCCGCCUUCCACGAGCAGCGCAAGCAGCUGGAGCGCGCCAAGACCGGCGACUUGCUCAAGGCGAAGAUCCAGCAGCGGCCCGAUCGGCAGGAGCUCGUCAGACAACAUAUCUUGGAAGCCGACAUGGACCACGUGGACCCGUCCCUGGCGGAGCGGCAGCGGAUGCUCAAGAAGUGCAGGCUGGCGGAUUCGCUCAACGACCAGUUGGCCCACCGGCCGGGGCCGCUGGAACUCAUUCAGAAGAACAUUCUGCACGCCGACGAGACGAUCGAGCGGGCAGUCAAAGACGGCGUCAUCCCCUUCAAGGCGACAUGCGAGGGCCACAAGACCAAGCCGGCGCACCCGCACCGCUACAUCACGAUGGACGAGGACUCGCAGAGCUCCGGGGAAGGCAGCGUCCUGUCCCCGCCAGGGUCCGCCCCCACGCCCGCCCCGGCACCCGCGUCCACGCCGACGCCCCUCAUGCCGCUGUCGGGCGCGGACGUGCUGGAGACGGCCGCCGCCAACGCGGGCAUCGUGACGCUGGCCCUCCCCAUGUCGCUGGCCUCCUCCCUGGCCUCCUCGACGUCCAGCCUGAGUCCGCUGAGCUCGCUGAGCUCCGUGUCUUCGCCCCCGAGCUGCUCCGUGCCGAGUCCCAUCACCCCGCGGCCGCCUCAGUUGGCCUCGCCCGCCCCAGUCCCCACCCCGAGCCUCGGGCCCCUCGGCUCCCAUACCCACAGCCUACCGCUGCCCUUGCAGCAAGAGGCCAUGCGGUCCGGAGCCCCCGGCAAGGACAAGAACAGGAAGAAGUCCAAGAGCAAGACGCAGACCAAAACGAGGCCUAUGAAGUUUCAUGAGUAUAAGGGCCCGCCCAACGCUCAUAAAACAAGUGUUUUGAGCUCGUCGCCAGUUGAAACCUCAUACGAACUGUUAUUACAGCAGCAACAGCUCUUGUUGCAGUGCCAGCUGGAUUGGCUGCACAAGUACCCUCAAAUUAUCUUGCCAGCUACUCAGAAAUCAUCGUCUAGCACAGAAGUCUCAAGCAGUUCUUCAAACAAUUCCUUAGGGUCCAGUGUUUCUGUUAGUCAGACACAAACACCUGUCACAUCUGUGGCAGGUGUUUCUAGCAACGGUACUCAACUAGGUCUUAUAACUGUAACAUCUAGUAUCCCAAGCUCUGCAACGGGUGUUGCAGUCAAUUCUCUUGGAAGUACUGCUGGUACUAUACUUGGUGUGGGCAGUGGCAGUGGCACAUUAGUCUUAACAACACAGCGUAGUGCAAGCCCUCAGAGUGCCAGAGCUACUGUUCUACCUGCUCCUGCACCCCAAACAAUCACUGUAACUUUACCUCCACAACAACAGCAGCAAGCACAAGUUGCAUUGCAGUCUUCGUUGCAAGUGUCCCAACCUUCUCUCGAGCCUCUCCAAACUGCCCCUCCGUCUAUCUCCCCUGGUGUCUCUGCCUCUGUCCCCACUCUCUCCGCUCAACCUACUCUGCAGACAGUACCUCAAUUACCGACCUCAAUCAAGAUUCUUAGCAAGUUAGAGGAUAUGAAAGUUUGUGAUUUAAAAAUGGAACUGAAAAAGCGGAAUUUGCCUGUGUCUGGAUCAAAGCCUCAACUCAUUGAAAGGAUUCGUAAUGCGGAUGCGGCGGCAGCAGCUGCUGCUGCUGCUGACUGUAACAGCCCUGCUUCACAUACUUCAUCUACUGAAAGCAGUCUAGCUGCCCAGCCAAUGGAUAUUCAAAUGGAUGUCACAAUGGAUACCCCCCACUCCUCAACUGAGGAUUCAUUGUCUGGUUUUUCAGCUGAUACAGCAUCACAGCCCUCUCCUCCACAACCAUCAUUCGCAGCUCCAUCGGCUACAACAACCUCAGACUCAACACCCAGCUCCAUCAAUAAUCAACAAAUGUCCCCAGUUUCUCCUCCUGCCACACCUUCACCAAGCAGCUCUGUUCAUGAAAUGGACACAACCCCCAUUUCUCCAGCUCCAAGCCCAGUCUUUCGUGAGGAUUUGAUAAGGGAACAGCAGAGGCAAAUAAAAGAACUUCAGAAGCAGGUUAAGUUACUUCAAUCACAACAACAACAAGAGAUUCUCCGAGCCAAGGAAAUUAACAGUCGGAAACUAGCCAAUAAGACAUCUGAUGCUGCUACCAUCAUACCAGCCAGUGGAACAAAUGGAAUAUCAACAAGCCUGUCGGAUCCUAGCAAGGCAGCUGUCAAACAGCAUUUGCAAAAUAAAAUACAAUUGCAGCAGCAACAGCAGCUGCAAGUUCUACAGCUUCAGCAACUUCAACAGCAGCAGUUGCAGCAGCAACAGCAACUGGCUUUACAGCAACAGCAGGGACUGAAUGCUAAGGCAAGCUUGGCUGCAUUUUUACAGCAGCAGCAAUCUUCUUUGCCCUCAAACAAUAGCAACAACAAUACCAAUAAUAACAAUAAUAAUACCAUCAUUAACAACAAUAACAGUCUAAAUAAUCUGAACAACAAUCUCAUAAAUAAGAAAUUUUCAAAAACUUUAGUUGUGCAACCACAAUUGCAACAAGUUGAACAUGUACAGCAGUCUCUUCCACCGCCACCGCAUCAACUGCAACAACAACAGGCAGCUGCUGCUGCUGCACUAGUCCUCAACCAUAUCAACGCUCAAAAUAAAAAAGGCUUACCAAGUUUAUCUGCACUAUCUGGAAUUACUGGAGCCAACUCUAAUCACCAGAGGACAAAUUCUCUUCCCAACUUCUUGGCAUCAAUGGUCCAGUUGGCACCUUCAAUAGAGCCAAAGCCACUUCCAAUGUGUCAACAACGUGCCAGCUCUGUUACCCCAAUGACAAGCAACAAGGGUGUUGAAGUGAAGCCUGCUGUACUACCCACUCACCGCCUGGUUUUAACUAGGACGACAGCAGAACCACAUAUUUUGACACUGACAACAGCACCUGCUGCUGCCAGCUCUGCUGCCAGUGGCACUGCCACUAUCAUGGCUACUACAAAUGGUGUUGUUCCAGUAUCUUUAGCAGAUGGAAUGAUACUCAACUUGCCUUCAAAUAAUAGUAGCAAGUUGCCCCAAUAUGAAGAUGUGGCCUCACUCUUAACAAGUAUUAAACAGGAACCUGUGAAUGAAAAGAGCUGCUCUGAACGUUAUAGUGUGCAGAGCCAAUCAGUUGACGAUGUCCUUGCAAUAUUAAUUGAAAGAGGUGAGCUGCCUCCCAGUGCCGCUCAAGACCCCACAACGCCAACCACCCCAGGGACCAACUCAGUGUCAGGACAGCCGGGGCACCACUCCAGCAACCCUAAUCUGUGUGGGGUGUUUAAUAGCACGCAAGACAAUGCUGAUAUUUUCAUGAAUGUGUUCAGCCCAGCGACUGUUGGCCCAGGGGCUGCUGAAUGCCCGGAACAUUCCAUUGCCUCAGUGCAGAGUACGCCCCCGGCCUCAUCCACACCGCCACCGCCUCCACCACCACCUCUGCCUCACACCUCCUUUGCUAAAAUGUUGCCCACAGAAUUGCCCCUUACUAGCACAGGGAGUAAUGUCUCUAAAGAGCCCUCUUUCAGCCUCUGGGGCGGGAACAAUUCACUCGAUGACAUUUUUGGAAGCAGUGGUCCUCCAGCAACCAGUGUUGACCUGAAAGCAUUGGGCCUUGAUAUUGAGAUCUCAGAUCCCAUGGAUUUUGGUCAGCUUGACACUUCCAGUCAUCCCUCUGGCCAGGAGGUGAGGCUUGAGUCACAUGACAUGAAUAUGGAAGCUGAGUCUGAUAAUUUGUCCAAUCAACCUGACAGAAGAUCAUUCCUCAAUCAGCAGGAAAGACAGCAAAGCCAGCAAAGCCAGCACCAGCAGCUUGCUGACCAACUUCUUGCAACUCCAUGUGAAUUCAUGGAUUUUGACAUGGACAUGGACAUGGACCCUGCUUGGUUUGAUUCGCUGACAGCUUCUAGUGAUCAGCUUGCUGAACCAUCAGAUCAGAACUCAUCUCUUAACCAAUCCUCUAUUCUUCCAUCAUCUAGUAGUUCUUACAUUCAUAUGAAUGGGCACACUCACAUUGAUUCGUAUGAUCCUCUUUUGCCGAACAAUCAGGAUCCACUUGACCUCUUUAGUCUGGACGCCAUGGAUUCUGAUUUCAUAACUCCGGAAGUGGGCUGGGACAAGGCUGAUUUUGCUACAUAGCCCAAUCUAUGCUGUAGCAGUUUUUUGAUCUCUGAAUCAUAUACGAAUGUGGAAAGUGGAAACAACUUCUAUUUCAUCCUAAUGUUGUGACUUCAUACUUUAUGUUGCAUGAGUAUUUUGCUACAUCCUAUUUUAAUGUGCUGAAUGGUAUGCCAAAAAAAUUACUUUGCUCUUUACUCUUUUAAAGUGUCAAGGAAGGAAGAGCUGCAUUUUCAUUGGCAAGUGCGCAUUGGAUUGUAGGAAUAUGCUACUACAUUGUUAUUAAGUUCUUUAUUUUUAUAGUAAUUAGUCUCAGCAUCCGUACUUACAAAACAGUUGUGAGCAAAUGAUCAUGGUAUGAUUGUUAGGAAUGACUGAGAGUGGUGCAUGAUUGGAAUGUCUUGCGCAUUACGCUUGACGUGUGAUAAAUUGUGAUGUAUGCUCUUUUUCUUCUUCUUCUUCUUCUUCUUCGUCUUCUCUCUCUCUCAUGUUGUUUUGUGUUAUGUUUAGGGCUGUGCAAAAGGAACCUUUGGCUAAAUUAAAUAAAAUAUUGUGGACUUUGCUACUGGUUGUUAAAAAUAGUUUAUUCACCACAUAUAUUUGAUUUACAAUGUUUUCUUUGUAAUGUGUUGUUUGAUUUUUUGUUGUUGUUGUUGUUGUUUCUAUUUUUGUCUGUUACAGAGUCUUUUGAUUUAAGAACUUAAUCUUUCACCUAAGGUGAACUACAAUGCUUUUGUGAUGUUUCACUAAGCUGUAUGAAGCCGCAGGAGAUUCUUUCCAUUGUCCUCAGUUUGCAUAGCUCUAAAAUGGUCCUGUCUAUCUUAUGCUUAAUUAUUGUAGUCCCCUCUUUUGCCUACUGCAAAUAACGUUUUCAUGCUGACUUUUUGCCCUUUGUAGAAACUUGCAAGUGAGAAAGACCGAUCUAAAUUAAACAUCCUUUUAUUUAUUUAUUUAUUUCCAAGCACAAUGCUAGAAAAUAUUGAAAUAUUUUUGUAUAGGUUUAUGUAGGAUUUAUAUUGCUAAAAGAAAAGAUUGUCUCAAGCUUUUUAGUCUUUACAGUUAAAUGUAACUCUUAAAGGAUUUUAAUCCUUGACAAUUUAAAUAGUAUUCUCAUAAUGUUAAAUUCCUUACAUCAAUUCUCAAGAGAGCUGUUCUGCUACUUAAAUUGAUAGAGCACGUAAGAUAUAUUGAGGAUAGUGUUUUGUUUUUGGUGUAGAUAUAUAUUUUGACUGAUCUACGUUUUCUAUCUUCAUCCCACUAAUUUUAGAUCAUGUUAUCAUUGCAUGAAAACAUCAUGUUGUUUGACCAAAUUCUUUAUGGGAACUACAUUUCCUUAGGAAGGCAAGAGUGCAUGAUUAGAAAGUUGAGCUUUUUGAAGUCCUGCGCCUUCUGGUUCUUUGUACUUUGUUCCCAUUCCUUUACUGUGGAGCAACCUCCUCACAUGUUAAAACAAAUUUAAAAGAGAACUGUUAUGUUCUGAGCUUAAAACCUGCUGAGUUCCAUUUGUAAAAUUGCUUGCAGUGCUGCUUCUUGCCAUUGCUCACUUCUUUGCCGAUUUUUGCUAAUUUCCUGUAUUGCUUGAGAGGCAAUGCUUCAGCUCAUUUAAAGAUGCCAACAAGAGUGAUUGUAAGCCUUUACUUUCAGGCCUGCUGAUGUAGAAAAGGUAUUUUCCAAAAUUUGUAGUAUUGUGACUUCUUUUUCUCUGGCUCUGACAGAAACUUAACGAAAGACUGGUAUAUGCCAUAAGAAUAGGGCAGUGUCAUAUUUUUAAUAUUCCUGGCACAUUUUUCUUCAGUAAUUCAAUUGACUUUAGUGUAAUUUAGCUAACUAAAUGCUUCUGCUUUGUUGAGACUAUUUUCUCUAGCUUAUAUUGUUAUUUGGUAUGUUCUGUAUAGAUGUGUUUCUAUUUCAUAUGUGAUGAUAAGAUUCUUGCUGACAGAGAGAAGUACAUACCUUUUACUACUGAACAUAGUAGUAAAGUUUCGACAGUGGUGAUGUUUAUGGGGCUCUCCCUGUAUUCUUUAAAAUUCAAAUCAGGUGAAGAGGCAUAUGCCUCCAUUCAAAAUUCAGCUGGUCAGCAAUGGACUUAUAUUUAAAAAUGAUGUGCCAAGUUGUAAAUGCUCACCUUAAAUUGAUCAAUCAUGAUAAUUGCUCUUUCAAUCUGAUUUGCGACUUCAAUGUUAUACAUCAAUAUUGUUUAAGGUGAAGCAUUUUCGAUCAUUUUUUAAGUGUUGGUACUUACACACCUAGCAGCUAAAAACUUCCUUUGACUAUCACCGAUAGCGUAUUGUUUUAUUGUUGUUUGUGAAAAGCAAGCCAACUAUGAGAUGAAGAUUUAUAUAGCAUUUUUAUAAAAUGCGUGACUUGAUAUUUUAAGGAAUAAACUUAAAUUAGUGCCACAUUCAUGGUAUGAAGAUUUUUGUUUUCAAAAAAACUCUUUCAUCAAAGAUCAUAUUUGAUCAAUGUUGCGUUUUUACAAGAAAAAGAUUUUAGCCUUUCUCCAAUUGAAUGGUUUCAGCACUAGUUGCUUAAAUUUUGACAUUCCAUGGUACGGAAAACCCACAUUGUUUCUGAAAUUGCUGCUUGUUAUGUUGAUCUGUCAGUCUUCUAUCAACUGUUCACUAAUGGUUUUUAUCACCAUCAGUUCACAUGUGGUCAAUUGCGAAAGCAGGAUUCAAACCUACUGCAUUGACUCAAUAUUUUCCUGCAUUUUGAAGAAAGUAAAUUUUUAUGUUUUAUAAUGUGUACUAUACAUUCCAUUUAUGUCCUAAUGUCAUCUGGGUGUCUUUCAUUCUUGCAUAAUAUUAUAACAGCACUUUCACAAACCCGAAGCUGACAGAUUGCACAACAGUCAGACAAGCAGAAAAAGUGUGAAAAAAAUCACCUUGCAGCUAAACUUGUUAACAUCAAACAGUCAUUUUGUUACAAAUUACAAUCAUCAAAAGAUGAAAUGGCGAGGUGAUCUGUAUUCCACUAUAAAAUGCAUUAUGAUUAAUUAGACCACAAUGGCUUGGGACCACUUUUUAUCAAACGCACAUUGCAAAUGGUCAAUUGAACUGAAGUGGCUUCAAUGGAAAGGGUAUGUAAAUAUCUAAUAAUAAUAAAUUCACUGUAAAUAUUGUAUAUAUCUUUGAUGUUGGCUGAGGAUGUUCUGUUUCCCCCUCUGAAAGUAUUCAUUACAUCUCAUUUGCCGAGUGUGAAUAAUUUAGACUACCAGAAGUCAUGUUACUGUUACAUUCUUUACCCUGUAAUGCCAUGCUUGUCCUGCCCUCAGAUAGCACUUUCCUGUUUUGAGUCUAGUGCAAAUAUGGUGUGAUGUAAAAUAUUUGUAAAAUGAAAAGCCCUGUAAAUAUAUAUUUGUUCGCAAUGAA